Trichomonas vaginalis G3 is the source of this 717-nucleotide messenger RNA. RefSeq lists its product as uncharacterized. The coding region runs from base 1 to 717 and encodes 238 amino acids. The record is from RefSeq and is a predicted model, not a curated record. NCBI's taxonomy places the organism in Eukaryota, Parabasalia, Trichomonadida, Trichomonadidae. The transcript has a single exon.
AUGAAUGAAUACAAUCCGUCGAAUUCAGAACUCAAAAGAUAUUCUCGAAACAUUCUUAAAAAGAUGAAAAGAGGCAGAUCAUUAGAACAAGAAGACAUAUAUUUUCUUUUCAAAAAGAUAUUAAAAUAUCCAAAUGAAAUUAAAAAUAUUCCACCAGAAUCUGCCAAAGCAAUCAUGGACAUUGUAUCAAAAGUACAUAAAUCUAAACCAGAUGAUGAACAAAUCAAUGAAGCAACUACAGUUUUAUGGAAAGUAAUAGAGCCUAUAUUUACUCCCGUAGAUACUCAUAAAAUUAUCGAUAAUUUCUUAGUUCCAAGAGUUAUUCCUACAUUUGAUGAAAGCCAUCCUUUUAAGGAAAGUACAUCGCAACUGAGAUCAAAAAUUUCACCGACAUCUGUACUACUAUCUACGAUAGUUAAAUGUAAUCCAUCUGAUAAACAAAUUCCUUCCGAAUCAAUUUCAGGAGUGAAGGAUCAAGAAUGGAUGGAUUUAGAUAUAAAUACUAAAAUACAAUACGAAUUAGAGUCAAUUGGCCUGGGCGACCAACCAAUAUUAACAAUAACAAAUGAAUUACGUCAAUCAUUCAUUGAAUCUAAAAGAUUAGAAACUAUAUCAAUAUUUGAAUCAAAUAUCAUGAAGAAUUCGAUCGCACAAAAAAUAAAAUCCGAACUCAAAAAUACAAAAGAAAUCACAGCUUUCAAUUCAAAUAGAUUAUAA